AAAAUCAUUGUCCAGUCCCACCAUGGUUCUGGGACACUUCAACCGAAGACGUCGCUUCAACGGUCCGCUGAAUUCGACAGCAUUGCUGUAGGCAGCCAAGAAGUGACUGCAGCCAGUACGCCCCAAGCGGCCAGUACACCCCGAGCGGCCGGCAAGUUCCGAGCGGCCGGCAAGUUCCGAGCGGCCGGCAAUUCCCGAGCGGCCGACACGUCUCAAGAGGCCGACACAUCCCAGGCGGCCGGCACGUCCCAAGAGGCCGACCCAUCCCAGGCGGCCGGCACGUCCCAAGAGGCCGACACAUCCAAGGCAGCUGACACGUCCCAAGCGGCCGGCACGACCCAUAUAGAUGUGGACAUUCCGGAUGCUGGGAAAACACGCAGCAAAGAGGAGCGUGAAAGCACAUCUCCGGAAUUGACUCCAAAAGUCCUGGCCUCACUAAUUGGCCAAACUGAUUACGGACAGCUGAUUUUAAAAAAUUCUCAGACGCAUCCGCUUUCUAAGCCGGGUCAAGACCUCGUCGUGGAGACGGUAGGUGACUACCACAUCAAGAGUGGUCGACGAUGCCGCGCCGAAUUUCUUGAGGAUUACAGUGAAAUUAUUCUCGCUGUGUUCCCGAAGGAAGUGAAAGAGACGUACUACAUUCCGAGAAUCAAAAAGUCGAAUCCGAAGGGGAAGCUGUUCAGCUUCAUCAACAACAAGACCCAGAAAACAAGGAGCAACAUUAAGCAGGAACUCGCGCGCAUCAGCCCAGCGGAAACUCCAGCCGAAGACCCGCAGGUGGGUGCGGCGAUAUCGUGGCUCGGCAUCAACACUUCACCAUGGGAAACUGUGCUAGCGCAAUGGCGAGCCAGCUUCCCUGCUAGAAAACAUCUGUUGAAGAACAUCAACAAGUCCGACCAAGUUAUCAGCAGCUACCCUCAUCUGCGACUGGAAUAUGGAUAUCAACUUCUCGACGUAGAUUAUCAGCAGCUCGGCCUAGGCAAUCCCGCUGAAGGUACAACAAAGUGGAGUGUGUACAUGAGCCAUUUGAUUUCUUACAUAGCGAAGAACGCACGAGACCCAUCGGCUACAGCUCUAAUCAAAACUCUCAAACAAAGUCAGCACGCGUGUUCCGAUGACACGGCUACAGACACUAUGCUCCCAGUCCUGCUACGUGCGUUGUGUACGGUUCUAGCACCGGUUAAGGCGGCCCAAGGUUUCAAACCAACGAUACCGCUAGCUCAAGAUGAGAUUUUUCAGCUAGCCGGCUCGCGAGAACAAGCUUUAGCCGAUCUACGAAGCCAACCCACAGCUGCGCCGAAAUUCGCUAUCAUCGGAUUGGAUUUACCGGACGUGACCGGCGAAUGCAUAGUUGUGCAUAAAGGCCUCGAAUACCGCUGUACUGAAGUCUCCCGUGGGAUCGACGUAAUCGUGAAGCUUCGUGCAGUACUCGGUUUGCCGUAUCCGGCGGCGACUAAGCUUGUCUGGCUGUUCAUUGAACGAUUUAUUUACGGCCUGAACCCCAUCGGAUCGAGCUAUAUGGCCAUUAACAAGCUCAUUGGAUAUCUGGAGCGCGAGAAAUAAUGCCGAUUCCAUGUUGCGUUGAUGGCUGCUCUAGCAACCUUUUAGAUGCUGACAAACUGUUUGACCACAUAAAUCAAGUCCAUAAACUUCCUGCUGCAUAUAUUUAUCGAUGUUCUUAUCCUACCUGCGUUCAAAAAUUUUCAACAAUCUAUUCGUUCAAAAAGCACGUUAAAACUCACAAAUUCAAUACCCAGCCAGACCAAUCCUGUUCGACCACCGAAUCCCAUGAGCCAGUUCUACCACCCCCGCAAGUAGCUGCUAUUGAAACUGACCAGCAAGACGUCGGCUUCGAUCACGAUGUUAGUAGUUUAAAACAAUCAGCGUUAGAAUUGACA
This is a messenger RNA of Culex pipiens pallens (northern house mosquito), 1898 nucleotides long. RefSeq lists its product as uncharacterized. Lineage: Eukaryota; Metazoa; Arthropoda; Insecta; Diptera; Culicidae. The record is from RefSeq and is a predicted model, not a curated record. The annotation marks the transcript as partial. The transcript is spliced from 5 exons.